Rubroshorea leprosula is the source of this 2363-nucleotide messenger RNA. NCBI's taxonomy places the organism in Eukaryota, Viridiplantae, Streptophyta, Magnoliopsida, Malvales, Dipterocarpaceae. The record is from the annotation of a GenBank genome assembly.
AAGUGCUUGUUCUCAGUAACUUUUGAGUCUCUGACAGGUCUGUGUAUCUUUAAUCCUCUUAUCCUCCUGAGUCCACCAUUGUUUCUUGUCAUCAAGAUACAAUGUAAGUGCAAAGUUUAUACCUUUCUACAUUUCUUCAACAGUGGAGCAUUUUCCUCUUCAUAAAUGCGUAAAUGAGGUUUUGAAGCUUACAAGUUUCUGUAUGAUGCUUGUCUUCUAAUAUUGGAAGUAAAAGGAUGAUCUGGGCACCCAAAAUGGGGCUAUUUUCAAUACCCAUGUUGGGGUUUUUACUGUUCUGCUGCUUGGCAGUUACUGCAGAAGCAACAUACUUGAAAUACAAAGACCCAAAACAGCCUGUUGGUGUUAGGAUCAAGGACUUAAUGAACCGUAUGACUCUCGAAGAAAAGAUAGGCCAAAUGGUUCAGAUUGAGCGAAGUGUUGCAACCCCAGAUGUUAUGAAGAAGUACUUUAUUGGGAGUGUUUUGAGUGGGGGAGGAAGUGUGCCUGCUACAAAAGCUACUCCUGAAAUUUGGGUCAAUAUGGUGAAUGAGAUUCAAAAGGGUGCUUUAUCUACUCGUCUUGGAAUUCCAAUGAUCUAUGGUAUUGAUGCUGUUCAUGGUCACAAUAAUGUCUACAAUGCCACCAUUUUUCCUCACAACGUUGGUCUUGGAGUGACCAGGGAUCCUCAACUUCUCAAGAAGAUUGGAGAUGCAACUGCUCUUGAAGUCAGAGCUACAGGAAUCCCUUAUGCUUUUGCUCCAUGUAUUGCGGUUUGCAGGGAUCCUAGGUGGGGCCGAUGCUAUGAAAGCUAUAGUGAGGAUCAUAAGAUUGUCCAAGCCAUGACUGAGAUCAUUCCUGGUUUACAGGGCAAUCUCCCAGCCAAAUAUAAAAAGGGCAUUCCCUUUGUUGCUGGCAAGAACAAGAUUGCAGCAUGUGCUAAGCAUUAUGUCGGAGAUGGAGGGACGACUAACGGCAUCAAUGAGAACAAUACUGUGAUCAGUUUGGGUGGAUUGCUCAGCAUCCACAUGCCUGCAUACUAUGACUCCAUUAGAAAGGGUGUUGCCACUGUUAUGGUAUCUUAUUCGAGCUGGAAUGGCAAGAAGAUGCAUGCCAAUCAUGAUUUAGUCACUGGCUUCCUCAAGGACAAGCUGAAGUUCAGGGGUUUUGUCAUAUCAGACUGGCAGGGUAUCGACAGGAUCACCUCUCCUCCACAUGCCAACUAUUCAUAUUCUGUUGAAGCUGGAAUUAGUGCUGGGAUUGAUAUGGUCAUGGUUCCCUAUAACUAUACGGAGUUCAUUGAUGAUCUAACCAAUCAGGUCAAGAACAAGAUUAUCCCCAUGAGUAGAAUUGAUGAUGCUGUGAGAAGGAUCUUAAGGGUUAAAUUUGUCAUGGAUCUCUUUGAGAAUCCGAUGGCUGAUCUCAGCCUGGCCAACCAACUUGGGAGUAAGGAACAUAGAGAAUUGGCUAGGGAAGCAGUAAGGAAAUCACUUGUGCUUCUGAAGAACGGUAAAUCUAGCAAUAAGCCUUUACUACCCCUUACCAAGAAAACAACCAAGAUACUAGUUGCUGGAACCCAUGCCAACAACUUGGGCUAUCAAUGUGGAGGCUGGACAAUCACAUGGCAGGGUCAAGGUGGAAAUGAUCUCACAAUAGGGACCACAAUCCUCAAGGCUAUCAAGAACACGGUUGACCCAUCCACUCAAGUUGUUUACAAUGAGAAUCCUGACACAGACUUUGUUAAGUCCAACAAAUUCUCCUAUGCCAUUGUUGUUGUGGGUGAGCCACCAUAUGCUGAAACAUUUGGUGACAGCAUGAAUCUGUCAAUAUCUGAACCUGGUCCAAGCAAUAUCAAUAGUGUCUGUGGGGCAGUCAAAUGUGUUGUUGUUGUCAUUUCUGGUCGGCCAGUGGUGAUCCAACCAUAUCUCCCAACUAUUGAUGCACUAGUGGCUGCUUGGCUUCCAGGAACUGAAGGCCAAGGUGUUGCUGAUGUUCUGUUUGGCGACUAUGGUUUCACAGGGAAGCUUGCCAGGACAUGGAUGAAGACUGUUGAUCAGCUCCCCAUGAAUGUAGGUGAUCCCCAUUACGAUCCCCUAUUCCCAUUUGGAUUUGGUUUAACGACUAAACCCCACCAGGCAGAACCUAAAUCCCAUUAGAGCUUGAUUUGCAUUUUGCCUGGUUUCUUCAUGGAAGAAUUUGUUAGAAUCCCUUCAUUGUUAUUUCAAUACAAUAAACAAUUCCAGAAUGUCACGACUCACUCUUGGGUGUAGUUUUGCUUGUUCAUCUGCAUGAGAUGGUGCAUAGGUAUUUGUGAGGCUAGUAAGGUUAAAUUUUUAGUACCAUGUUAUUAAAAAAAGAGUAAUGAU